AAAAGGGAAUCCGAAAUGGCGAGUCGGUUACUGCUCAAAACUCUGAAACGACAUCGUAUUAGCUCCACCUCUCUUCUCCUCUCCAAAUCCUCGGCGUCUAGAUCCGCAAGUACUUUGGUCUUAGCCGAGCAUGAAGGCGGCUCGAUCAAGGCUCAGUCAUUGAGCGCGGUGGUGGCCGCCAGCUCCAUUGGUGACAACAAUUCCGUUUCCAUGCUGUUGGCUGGCUCCGGUUCUUCCCUUCUAAAGGCCGCCGAGAGUGCCGCCACGUGUCACCCUUCUCUUUCUCAGGUUCUUGUAGCUGAUUCUGAUAAAUUUGAACAUCCUUUGGCUGAGCCAUGGUCUAAGUUAGUCCAACUGGUUCAGCAGCAAGGAGGCUAUUCUCAUGUCAUUGCUACUUCAGGUUCAUUCGGGAAGAACAUAUUGCCUCGUGCCGCUGCCCUUUUGGAUGUUUCUCCAGUUACUGAUGUUGUUGAAAUUAUUGGAUCCCAUCAAUUUGUCAGGCCAAUUUUUGCUGGAAAUGCCCUUUGUACAGUUCGAUAUACUGGUUCCAGCCCAUGUAUGUUGACAAUUAGAUCCACCUCUUUUCCAGUGCCUCCAAUCUCGGGUGAUUUAAAAUCUGAUAGGGCUCCUAUUUCUCAGGUUGAUCUCUCAACCUUAGAUGAAGAUUCUAUCGGUAAAUCUAGAUACAUAAAGCUAUUAUCUGAGGAUACAGAGCGCCCUGAUUUGGGAAGUGCACGUAUUGUGGUUACUGGGGGCCGAGCUUUAAAAAGUGCUGAGAACUUCAAACUGAUAGAGAAGCUAGCAGAGAAACUUGGUGCAGCUGUUGGUGCUACCCGUGCUGCUGUUGAUGCUGGAUUUGUUCCCAAUGAACUACAGGUUGGUCAAACCGGAAAAAUUGUGGCCCCAGAACUAUACUUGGCAUUUGGGGUUUCAGGAGCGAUUCAACACUUAGCAGGCAUGAAAGAUUCCAAGGUUAUUGUUGCCGUUAACAAAGAUGCAGAUGCACCCAUUUUCCAGGUAGCUGAUUAUGGACUUGUGGGCGAUCUUUUCGAAGUGAUCCCGGACUUGUUAGAGAAGCUUCCUGAGAAAAAGUAGGCCUGUAUACUUCAAGUCUCCUCAUAGUCCUAAACAUUGUUGAAUGCUUGUUUGCAUGAAAAAUUUCAAAUUGAUUAGAAAUAAAAAUAAUGAUAUGAAAAUUCACUUCGAAUAAACAGCCCUUUUUACCCUCAA
Molecule: messenger RNA, 1230 nt
Organism: Theobroma umbraticum
Lineage: Eukaryota; Viridiplantae; Streptophyta; Magnoliopsida; Malvales; Malvaceae
Source: RefSeq, a predicted model, not a curated record